Cervus elaphus (red deer) is the source of this 698-nucleotide messenger RNA. Its product is annotated as PRAME family member 12-like. The coding region runs from base 89 to 688 and encodes 199 amino acids. NCBI's taxonomy places the organism in Eukaryota, Metazoa, Chordata, Mammalia, Artiodactyla, Cervidae. The transcript has 2 exons. Gene Ontology annotation, cellular component: cytoplasm. The record is from RefSeq and is a predicted model, not a curated record.
UGGGUCUGUUGCUGAGGAAUAGGACCAUCAGGCUCUUCUGCAAUUUACCUCUCAGAUCCUCAGGCUGCAGCACCUCUGCUAUCUCCGUAUGGAAGGUCCAGCUUUCCUCGAAGGCCGCCUGAACCAGAUGCUCAGAUGCCUGAAGACCACCUUGGACAACAUCUUUAUGACCAGCUGCCUGCUUAUAGAAUCAAACUUGACCCAUCUGUCCCAGUGUCCAAACAUCUAUCAGUUAAAGGGCCUGAAUCUGAGUGGUGUUACUCUAACCAACUUUAGUCCCGAGCUCCUCCAAGUUCUGCUGGAGAAAGUUGCAGGCAGUCUUGAAGAACUGGACUUAAAUGUGUGUGGGAUCAUGGACUCCCACCUGAAGGCUAUUUUGCCUGCCCUGAGCCACUGCUCUCAGCUCAGAGUCCUCAGCAUGUGUGGAAACCUUGUCUCCACAGCCAUUCUGGAGAGUCUCCUGUGUCAUACUCAUAGGUUACCUGCUUUAAGUCUAGAGAUUUAUCCUGCCACUCAGGAGAGUUACAGUUCUCAGAGUAUUCUUCACCAGGAGAGUCUUAUCCAGCUAAAGACUGAGCUUUGGGAGAUUCUUACAUAUUUAGGACAUCCCAGGAACAUUUGGGUUAGCCCCAGCCCCUGUCCUCACUGUGGUGAGGACAUGUGUGAUUAUCUGAAUCCCAAUACAUGAUGCUAUAAUA